AGACGAAGUCAGGAUGGUUGUGUGCGCGUCUCUGGCCUGCCCAGUGUCUUCACGUAGGACUCCCGAGUAGGAUAUUCAGGGUCGAAUCUCAUCUCCUUCACUCUGUGAGAUUUUUUUGAUCUUCAGCUACAUUUUUCAGCUUUGUGAAGAACCUUCACUUCAAAGAAAAUGGCUAGCAAUGUUACCAACAAGACAGAUCCUCGCUCUAUGAAUUCCCGUGUAUUCAUUGGGAAUCUCAACACUCUUGUGGUCAGGAAGUCUGAUGUGGAGGUCAUCUUCUCAAAGUAUGGCAAAAUUGUUGUCUGCUCUGUUCGUAAGGGCUUUGCCUUUGUCCAGUAUGUUAAUGAGAGAAAUGCCCGAGCUGCUGUAGCAGGAGAGGAUGGGAGGAUGAUUGCUGGCCAGGUUUUAGAUAUUAGUCUGGCUGCAGAGCCAAAAGUGAACCGAGGAAAAGCAGGUGUGAAACGAUCUGCAGCGGAGAUGUACGGCUCCUCCUGUGACUUGGAUUAUGACUUUCAGCGUGAUUAUGACGACAGGAUGUACAGUUAUCCAGCACGUGUUCCUCCUCCUCCUAUUGCUCCUGCUGUGGUGCCCUCUAAACGCCAGCAGGUAUCCGGAAACACCUCACGAAGGGGCAAAAGUGGCUUUAAUUCUGAGAGUGGACAGCGAGCAUCAUCUUCUAAAUCUGGAAAGUUGAAAGGAGAUGACCUUCAAGCCAUUAAGAAGGAACUUACCCAGAUAAAACAAAAAGUGGAUUCUCUACUGGAAAGCUUGGAAAACAUAGAAAAGGAACAGAGCAAACAAGCAGACUUGUCCUUAUCAACCCCAGUAGAGGUAAAGAAUGAAAAGACUGAAGAGGAGCAAACUAGCACCUCUGUGAAGAAAGACGAGACUAACGUGAAGAUGGAGUCUGAGGCGGGUGCAGACGACUCUGCUGAGGAGGGAGAGCUUCUGGAUGACGACGAUAAUGAAGAUCAGGGAGAGGACCAGCUGGAAUUGAUCAAAGAUGAUGAAACAGAGGCUGAGGAAGGAGAGGAUGACAGAGACAGCGCCAAUGGCGAGGAUGACUCUUAAGCACCUAGCAAGCUUUAGAAAUCUUACCGAUUGUUUCUUUACCUAGGCGUUUGUCCAAGAUCAAAAUUACACCAGAUUCACUCCCCUAGAAUCUUCAGCACAUUUUCACUGUUGUUCUCCCUUUCCUUGUCCUACCCACGUUCAUUCAUUCAUACUAUACUGCCCAAUGCCAAGUUCCAUUUUCACUUCCUUUGACGCUCGAAGUAGUUGUGUUAAGUCUUACCCUGUAAUUUUUGCUUUUGAUACCUCUUUAUGACUUAACAAUAAA
Jaculus jaculus (lesser Egyptian jerboa) is the source of this 1339-nucleotide messenger RNA. Its product is annotated as heterogeneous nuclear ribonucleoprotein C-like. The record is from RefSeq and is a predicted model, not a curated record. Gene Ontology annotation, cellular component: nucleus. The transcript is spliced from 2 exons. The coding region runs from base 169 to 1071 and encodes 300 amino acids. Gene Ontology annotation, molecular function: RNA binding. NCBI's taxonomy places the organism in Eukaryota, Metazoa, Chordata, Mammalia, Rodentia, Dipodidae.